AAAUGAAGAUGAUUGGUGAACCUUGUUCUUAUACACGCCUCCCUACUCCUACUACCUUUCCUAUCCAUUCAACAAAAAGGGAUUAGUUGACUGGGUCCACACGUGCUAUGUCUCUGCCGAACUUUUAUCUUUCUGUGUGUUCCUUUUCCCAUUCUCAACACAAUCUAGUUCCAACCUUAACCAUAAGGUGAAGUUCCUGUCUUCUAUGUUACUGAUCACGCAAUUGUUCCCAUCAACACAAUAGGUGUGGUUGUGAACAUUGUCUUUGUAUUGGGUUUUGAGUCUUCUUUAUAUUUAUUUAUCUUUGUACCAUUUUAUUCACAAUAUUUUACUGAUUGGGAAUGUUUACUAUUUUAUUUUUUUCAUUUGUUAGUCUCAUGAUCAAUGGCCAAAUCAUAGAUAAUUGGUCUUUAUGCUAUUUUUUUUUCUCAGGGCAUAAAGUUAAGCUUAUGAUCUUCACAUGGCAUGUCAAAUGUGACUGCGUUUCAUGCAAAUGUUGUGAUAACAUGCAACGACAAAAGUUUGUGUUGUAAACACGAUGCAAUUUGGAUGAAGUUAAAUUGGUUGUAGCAGGAUAAGUUUUUUUGUCUUUGGCAAUGUUGAAAUUUGAGUCCGUGUUUGGUCAACUAGUGGUUACGCGGUUGAUGUGAAUUUGUCGUUGAUCAUACUUAAAAGCAUGCUUAAUUUACAUAAUUACAUGGGGCACUUGUUUAUGGGCAAUACUGUUACUGAGAAUUGCAUGAAUCCAGUGAUAAAGCACAUAGAAGAGCUGUAAUUUUUUUAAUCAUUGUAUGUUUAUUUUUCAAUGUUAAUAGAAGUAAGAAAAUGCUCUGAAUAGGAAUUAACUUGAAUUUCAAGUCAUGGUAACUUCACUUAAGGGAAAGGAUCAUUCAAUUUAAAAGGCCAUGCUUCCCCUGCUCAUCAUACCAAAAUUGUUUGCUUGCUGAUUGUGUGACAGUAUUUGAAGUUUUCUGAUAUCAAAAAGAAGAAAAAAAAGAGAUUUGAUGUUAUAACUAUUAUUAUAAUUUUAUUACGUGAGUCUGAUUUAAUUUUGGAAAAGAAAUGUCUUAACAACUGUAUCCAAUCAUCUAACUUAUGUUUUAUGUUGAAAAUCAGAGGUGCUUAAGCAACAAUAUUAACAAAUGGCUUCAAAUUUGCGAGCAUUUGGGAACAGCCCAGUUGGUCCAAAAACAACACAUUUUUGGGGACCUGUUGCCAAUUGGGGUUUCGUUGCUGCCGGGUUGAUGGAUAUGAAUAAACCACCAGAAAUGAUCUCAGGCAACAUGACAGCAGUGAUGUGUGUCUAUUCAGUAUUGUUCAUGAGAUUUGCAUGGAUGGUACAACCACGAAACUACCUAUUACUUUCUUGCCAUGCAUCCAAUGAGGCCGUACAAUUACGUCAACUCUCCCGUUGGGCAAAGGGGAAUGGGUACCUCUCUGACAAGAAGAAUGAAGCUUCAUCCAAGUAACUUGAAGCUGUAUUUGCUGCUUUUUCGUGGGGUGUUAAAUAUGAGAAUUUGCAUUUGAUUAUUCGUGUAGAUUAAUAAUUUGUUUCUACUUUUUCGUAACCAAAAUUCAUGUAAUAUUGUUUUCCUAUUUGUUUAUUUCCUAUUGUAUAUUAUUGAUUAAUAAAAAGUUUCUUGGCU
Molecule: messenger RNA, 1646 nt
Organism: Abrus precatorius (Indian licorice)
Lineage: Eukaryota; Viridiplantae; Streptophyta; Magnoliopsida; Fabales; Fabaceae
Product: mitochondrial pyruvate carrier 1-like
Exons: 4
Coding region: 1143-1469 (108 amino acids)
Biological process (GO): pyruvate import into mitochondria
Cellular component (GO): mitochondrial inner membrane
Source: RefSeq, a predicted model, not a curated record